Molecule: messenger RNA, 399 nt
Organism: Gongylonema pulchrum
Lineage: Eukaryota; Metazoa; Nematoda; Chromadorea; Rhabditida; Gongylonematidae
Source: the annotation of a GenBank genome assembly
AUGAUCGCGGAACUCAAAGAUGAAGCUGAAGCGCGGGAUGCAGACAUCCUUAAGAUGAAGCAAGAGCGGCUUGAGUUGGUGAAAGAUGCCCGAGCAGCGAAGGAUUAUCGUGACGAGUUGGAAUGUCUGCAACAUAAGCUAUUAAAUUACGACAAACUGGAAGCCGACAAUGCGAAAUUGAAGGAGAAGCUAUUGGAAAUGGAAUUUUUCAAAUCCAGAGUAGCGCAGCUAAAAGAGGAAAAUGAUUUGAUGCAAGAGUCCUGCCUGGUUUUGGAGAAUCAGCUUGAACAGUGCCAACAUAAAGUAUCCAGUCAUCUCGAUCUGGAGUCGAAACUUGAUGAUUAUCAGAAUCAAAUCAAGCAACAUCUGGCCGUUAUCGAGAAGGUUGGUAAUUUUUAG